AAAGAAAGGAGAACUGGGUGUGGGUGUGGCUGUGCACCUCUUCAAUCCCAGCAUCUGGAAUACAGAGGCAGGCAGAUCUCUCCGAGUUCCAGACUAACCUGGCCUAUAUAAUGAGUUCCGAGGUAGCCACUGCUACAUCCCAUCAAAAAUUUAAUUACAUUUUUUAUUGUGUCUGAGCUCACAUGUGGAAGUUAGAGGAUAACUGCAGGAGUUGGUUCUCCCUCCACCAUGUGUGUGCCAGGAAUGGAACUCAGGCUGUCAGAGUUGGCAGCCAUCUCUCCAGCUCUCUCCCUUUCUCUUCUGAAAACUGCCUUUAACGCCUGCCUGGGAGUUUGGUUCCCUCUUACACUUCUGUUUUCCAUCAGACACAGAGACUCGAGGUGAUCAUACUAUUUUGUUCGCCGUCGUUAACAAGAUCUUUCUCGUUUUACCUUUAUGUUUACUUUAGUACCCAGUCAUUCUUCAUCACUUCUUCUUUAGUGGCUUUAAUGUGCUUGAUAGAUGUCUUUAAAUAUACAUGUAUCUUUGCAUAAUAUAUAAUGUUUUAUGUAUGUAUUUUAAAUGUACAUAAUUGAUAUUGUGUUAUAGAUCUCAUUCUGUUUCUUUUUCAUGUUUCCAUAAAUUACUUCUAUUACAUAGUAUUUCCUAAAUGACCUUUCACCCUUUGCCACAUUGGUCCUGGGCCAAGAUGGGCCAGUCAGAGUCCUUACCCAGAAUUUUUUGAACUGAAAGUGAGAGAAAAUCCCUCUUCAGUGUGGAAGCCAUAAAAUGUAAAACACAGGAACUGUCAGCAGCCAUGUGUCCUGUCGUGUGGAACCAGCUGGUCUGCUGUGAAAAGGAAGCCGACAUGCCAAAGGCAGCAGAGAACCAUGUGUGCUCAGUACUGCAUCUCCUUUGCUGAUGUUGAAAAAGCCCAUAUGAACAUUCGAGAUUCUGUCCACCUCACGCCAGUACUAACAAGCUCCAUUUUGAACCAAAUAGCAGGACGCAGUCUUUUCUUCAAAUGCGAACUCUUCCAGAAAACUGGGUCUUUUAAGAUCCGUGGUGCCCUUAAUGCCAUCAGAGGCUUAAUUCCUGACCCUCUGGAGGGGAAACCCAAAGCCGUUGUUACUCACAGCAGUGGGAACCAUGGCCAGGCUCUCACCUAUGCUGCCAAACUGGAAGGGAUUCCUGCUUACAUUGUGGUGCCUCAGACGGCUCCCAACUGCAAGAAACUGGCAAUACAAGCCUACGGGGCCUCUAUAGUAUAUAGUGAACCGAGUGAUGAGUCUAGAGAAAAGGUCACUCAAAGAAUUAUGCAAGAAACAGAAGGCAUCUUGGUCCAUCCCAACCAGGAGCCUGCAGUGAUAGCUGGACAAGGGACAAUUGCCCUGGAAGUCCUGAACCAGGUUCCUUUGGUGGAUGCACUGGUGGUACCAGUAGGGGGAGGAGGAAUGGUUGCUGGAAUAGCCAUUACAAUUAAGGCCCUGAAACCUAGUGUGAAGGUCUACGCUGCAGAACCCUUGAAUGCAGAUGACUGCUACCAGUCCAAACUGAAAGGAGAACUGACUCCCAAUCUUCACCCUCCAGAAACCAUAGCAGAUGGUGUCAAAUCAAGCAUUGGCUUAAAUACUUGGCCUAUUAUAAGGGACCUUGUGGAUGAUGUCUUCACUGUCACAGAGGAUGAAAUCAAGCAUGCAACCCAACUGGUGUGGGAGAGAAUGAAACUGCUCAUUGAGCCUACUGCUGGUGUUGGAUUGGCUGCAGUGCUGUCCCAGCAUUUCCAAACAGUCUCUCCAGAAGUGAAGAACAUCUGUAUUGUACUCAGUGGUGGGAAUGUAGACCUAACCUCCCUAAACUGGGUGAAGCAGGCUGAAAGUCCUUACCAGACUAUUUCUGUUUAAAUUCAUGAAUUGUCUCUAGAUGAAAAUUGUUUUCAAAAUCUUAA
Molecule: messenger RNA, 1927 nt
Organism: Alexandromys fortis (reed vole)
Lineage: Eukaryota; Metazoa; Chordata; Mammalia; Rodentia; Cricetidae
Gene: Srr
Product: serine racemase
Exons: 8
Coding region: 870-1883 (337 amino acids)
Biological process (GO): D-serine biosynthetic process
Cellular component (GO): cytoplasm
Molecular function (GO): pyridoxal phosphate binding; L-serine ammonia-lyase activity; magnesium ion binding
Source: RefSeq, a predicted model, not a curated record